Molecule: messenger RNA, 1020 nt
Organism: Pseudo-nitzschia multistriata
Lineage: Eukaryota; Bacillariophyta; Bacillariophyceae; Bacillariales; Bacillariaceae
Source: the annotation of a GenBank genome assembly
CAAUUUUCGAUCAUUUGYGAGAAAGCAGUGGUUCGACGGGAAACGACAGAAAAGAUUCUCGCAUCGAAAAGAGAUCAUAAAACGAAAAUAUACCAAUUUCAAAUCGAAUUCGAAAUCUACCAUUCAAUCAUGUUGUUCCGAACUACCAUCGCUCUUCUCUUCACCUCUGUUGCUGCAUUUAGCACCAUUAAACCCACCAUGGUUCGCCCCGUAAGUAGCCCUAUAGUAUGAGUCAAAGACACAAAUUGCAUCGUUCUUGUAUACUUGACCAACAUGUAGCAUCGAAUCUAAUACAACUUUUUUCAUGAUGUGCAUCGAAACAAAAACAGGCAAACAUGGUUUCAACCACAGCACACCAGGCGUUCUUGACGGAAGAAGAAACYCUCGCAAUYCUGAACAAGUCUAACGAAUGCAUUGAAUCCGAAUGCGCUGUCGACGAAGUCGACGAGCUUUUGACUGUCUUGAAGGACACCGAAAAGGAGUUGGAAGGUCGCCUCGAAAAAAUUAUGAACACGAUUAGUCAUUUGCAACACAUCAACGAGAAGGAAGAACGCCAAACCGACGAGGUCCGUGCUUUCGUCAGAGACUUGCUUCGAGUAUUCGAUACCGGCAAGCCCGCGUUUUCUCCCCAGGGAUUCUCUGGYGACAUCGGAAAGGGUGCCCGAACCGCAUACGAUGUCCUUCCUCCCAAGAAAUGGACAAAUCCCGAAAAGCUCUAAUCAGCUUACAUAAUACAGUGCGACGGCGCCAGCCUCCCAUUAUGAAAUGUCAAACACACACCUACACACACACARCACUGGCAAACACACAAUAAUCAUUUUCACUCCGAAGAACAAAAUGCAACGACACAACAUCCACAUUGCAACUUCACGAUAUGACAGGGAAGACUCAGGCAAUAUCCCAAAUCCAUCGAACAACCCGYUGGGAUAAUUGUACUGUGUUUUGGAAAAAAUCAAUCUUGAAUGAUCCUUUGCAACAAAAUACAAAAAGCAUUAACUUGAAUAAAACAUUAUUUUAUUU